AUGGAUGUAUUGCAGGGACUCAUUGACAUUUUGAGACUUGGUGAACGAGAUGCUUCUAACAUUGGGAAACAAACAUUUCUGCCUGAUUCUUUUAUAGGAGGUCCUAGGGAUAUGCGUCAACGGUAUAUGGAUGCCAUUGCGUUAGUACAAUGUUUUGGAAAACCCGACUUAUUUAUAACGAUGACAUGUAAUCCAUCUUGGCCAGAGAUAGAGGAACAUUUGGCACCAAGUGAUGAGGCACAAAAUAGACCUGACUUGAUUAGUAGAGUAUUUAAAGCCAAAAUAGAAGAGCUGAAGACAGAUAUACUGAAACGAAAUAUCUUCGGAAAAGUUGUUGCUUUUAUGUACACCGUGGAGUUCCAGAAACGAGGUUUACCUCAUGCUCAUUUUCUUAUUAUAUUAUGUAAUGAGCAUAAACUGUUGACACCAGAGGCAUAUGAUGAAAUAAUUAGAGCAGAACUGCCGGAUUGUAAUACGGACCCAGAUUUGCAUAAGCUUGUAGUGAAGCAUAUGAUGCAUGGUCCUUGUGGUAGUUUAAAUCCAACAAAUACUUGUAUGAGGAAAAAGGGUUACUGCAAGUUCAAAUAUCCAAAAAUGUUUGCCGAUCAAACAUCAAAAGGACAUGACAGGAUUGCAUUUUCUGUACAGCACAAUGAUACAAAUGUAGAAAUAGAUGAGGUAAAAGAAUAUCGAUCUGCUAGAUGGGUAUCACCUCCCGAGGCUGGAUGGCGCAUCUUUCGAUUUCCUAUUAGUGAAAUGUCUCCGAGCGUUUACCGUCUUCAGCUGCAUCUUGAGGGGCAACAAUUUGUUUCUUUCAAGAAGAACAUGGAUGUAAAUGCAAUAGUAAAUAAUCCCAUGAUUAGGAAAAUCAUGCUAACAGAGUUCUUCUAUAUGAACAGAACUGAUCAUCAUGCUACGGAGCUGAAUCUAUUGUACAGAGAAUUUCCUGAACACUUCGUCUGGUCCUCUGGUGAAAAUUUUUGGGCACGUCGACAACGUCGUUCUACUGUUGGUCGCAUAGUAACAUGUCACCCAACAGAAGGUGAACGAUAUUAUCUUCGAUUAUUACUGACACACGUGCGCGGACCGACAUCUUAUGCAGAUCUUUUGAUGCCAGUUAUCACUUAUCAGAUGCCGUAUAGUCUAAGGCGUUUAUUUGCUACACUGCUGGUGUACUGCAACCCUACCAAUCCAAGAGAUCUAUGGGAGCAAUUUGAAGAGUCAAUGUCUGAAGAUUAUAAAAGACCUUCUACGGCAGGCAAAGAGGCGAAAGAGAUUCACUUUGAAAGAACUAUUACUCUUAGUGAAGAGGACGUGUUAUUGCAUAAGAAAUUAAACAAAAAACAACUGACAGCAUAUGAUCUGAUUAUUAAGAGAGUAUUUUCGAACAAAUCGGGUGCUUUUUUCGUCGACGGUCUGGGAGGAAUUGGGAAAACAUUUUUAUACCGGGCUUUACUAGCAACUGUACGUUCUAUGGGAUAUAUCGCUUUGGCACCUGCUACUUCUGGUGUUGCUGCUUCUAUUCUCCCUGGUGGGCGUACUGCACAUUCACGCUUUAAAAUUCCCAUUAAUAUUGAUGAGAACGUGACUUGCAAUAUUAGCAAACAAAGCGCACUUGCAAGUUUAAUCCGUGAUGCAAAGUUGAUUCUAUGGGAUGAAGCAUCUAUGGCAAAUAAAAGAAUGGUGGAACUUUUUGAUUUGCUGCUUAAAGAUCUUAUGGAUACAGAUAUAUUAUUUGGUGGAAAAGUUGUUGUUUUUGGAGGUGACUUCAGGCAGACUCUGCCCGUCGUGAGAAAUGGAAAAAGAGAAGAUUUUGUAAAAGAAAGUUUGUUAUAUUCUACCAUCUAG
Lycium barbarum (goji berry) is the source of this 1848-nucleotide messenger RNA. RefSeq lists its product as uncharacterized. The record is from RefSeq and is a predicted model, not a curated record. Gene Ontology annotation, biological process: telomere maintenance; DNA repair. Lineage: Eukaryota; Viridiplantae; Streptophyta; Magnoliopsida; Solanales; Solanaceae. The coding region runs from base 1 to 1848 and encodes 615 amino acids. Gene Ontology annotation, molecular function: DNA helicase activity. The transcript has 4 exons.